AAGUUAUCAGGUGAUAGUCUAAUUCUCGUGGAAGAUACUGUCGUUUCUAGUCGGUGUGCGCAAAAGUUUUUUCGUUCCAAAAUAUUUUUGUUUUAAAACCAUUUGGAAAUAUAUAUUUCUAGAGACAUUGCAAGCACCUCCAUAUUUGGAAGAAAGCGUUAUUGUCCGAAAUCAGGCUUGGUCACGUGAUUUCCAAGCAAAAUGAAAAUGAAGAGGAAUGUUCAUAAUUCCAUGUGAACUUAAGUAAAAAAGGAUCGUUACACUCAUCAUCAUGGAAUGAGAAAGUCGUCCUUGUUGUCACAACGGCAUUGCGACAUCCUAAGCACGGUUCCUGGUUCACCACGAAAGACAAGGUUGCUGCGCAAGUUGAGAUUGACUUGAGAGCAGACGACAUCAUGGCCGGCUGUGAAGAAAGCUGUGGGUUUUACUUUGUCUUUGCCCUUGUGACAUUUUUCGUGUGGAUGGAUCUAAGCUUUUUCGAUGAACUAGCCGAACAUGGUUCAUUCUACAAUGAGUCAAUGGCAGAACACAUGAUGUUCCCAGUGAAAACGGUCAAAAUUCGGAUGCAGGACCAUACGGAUCAUUACGUCAAUGUUCCUUGCAUGCAAUUUUUAAACGAGAAUACGGGCUUACACACUGUUCCCGGAGUUACUCCCAAUCUUAUUAGUGGAACUCAUCUCUUUUUGGCUGUUAUGGCAGCGAAGUGCUUCAUUUCAGGUUCCCUUGGCAUUCGUAGGCUUGGAGUUCUUUUUUAUCAACUUCGCUGUGCGUUGGAUAUCUUAGACGGUGUUGUGUUUCGUGCGCAACAAAAUAUUAGAGGCAAUUUCAUGUCCGUUUGGGGAUCGAUGGGUUAUUUAAUCGAUGCUUUCGCUGAUAUGGUGGGUGGUUUGUUGGUUGGGUUAGCAUGUGCUGUAUUUCUGAACCGGUUUCCACCUUGGAAACGCGUUAGGACAAAGCCUCACGAUGAACUAGAAUCGGGAAGAAAGGCUGUGAGUUUUCAAACCGAAGAGGAGGAGCGUUAUGUCCAUGUUAGUCGGCGUUCUGUAAAUAUUAAAAUGUUCCUCAUUAUUGCUCAAAUUGUUGCUAGAAGUGGAUUUUGGGACCAUUACUUACAUUCCUACGUGGAAUUAUUGGAGACCCCUAACCCCGAUAUUCCGAGGGAGCUACAGGCUGAAGUGCUCAGUUAUCGCAGCACUUGGGUGAUCAUGUGGCUGUGGAAAGUGUCUAGUGCUGAUGCAUUUCUGCAAUUUACAAGCCUUGCAAUCCUCUUUGAUAAGUUAUGGGUUUGGGUGCAGAUCCUGAACUACUUCGGCCCCCUUGAGCUUGCCUUUGUUAUUGUUCUCUCUCAACUGCAUUUAAUGGAGGUAAGAGCAUACUUGCUUGGGACAUGAAGCCUUAUUGAACCAUGCUGUAUAUUGUUCCUUACUGGAGCUUAAUUAAUUUCCUCUUAUUUUUUGACAUUGUUAAUACUUAAAGUAUGCCACAUGAAAGAGAUUGGAUCAAUUUUCCCCCUUCUCAUCUUUUAAGUAGGGCAUGGACUCAAGCCUGUCACAUUCAAGACUUUGAUUGGAUGUCAGGUGGUUUUAAUAGAAUAAAUUCCAAAUACUUUAAAGACUUGAUAUGAUGAGGUAUGACUGUGGCAAUUUUUCACUUAACAUACAUUAAACGAUAAUAGGGGUUAAAUUCAGCACUAAAGUUGUGGUCCAACUUCCAAAGAAACUACAAGGACAUUUUCUUUUGAUGGUGUAUAACUACUUCAGGAUUGUGUUGAAAAUACAGACAGCUACAAGUUGUACCAGUCAGUAUUUUUUUUUUUAUUUUCAGAGUAAUUUUAGUUCAGAUUUGUCUAAUGGAUUGAUAGCACUUAUUUGUGACACCAAUACUACUAAUGAUAUAUAUAUUAGAUUAGCCCUUUUCUUCACUUCACAGCCUUACCUUGCUUUAUCACAAGAGAGUUGAAAAAGAAAGAAAUGUUUAUAGAGAAUUAUUUAAAAUAUUUUCUUACUAUUUUGUAUCCAUUUAACACUAUGAUUGCCAAAGAGAAAUUAUCAGUAUCGAAUCAUAAUCUUUCUAAAAGGUUCAAAAGAAAAGAGAACUAAUAUACAGAAUUGACACCAACAUCAUGUACAAUGCGUCUGUUAUUGUGAAGAUCCUCACCUAAUAAAAACAUGGAAGUUUUGGUGAAUUUUAAAUAUGUAAGAUUAGUGUUAAAUCUUUUGUUUCAAAAGUGCAUUGCUGUAUAUAUGAAAGAUUGAAUUGAUUUUUCAGACUAGUUUAAGAAUUAAGUACUGUAAGUUGCUUGCACUUUGCUUUGUUGUCAAGGUUGUCCCUUCUACAUGGACACCUUUUUUGCUUUAAAUUUCAUGCAAUGCCAUAUGGAAGUUGAAGGAAUAAGAUUACAGGAGCACUUAAAUGAAGUAAAAGCAUUCCAAUUACCUCUCAAAUAGAUCAUGUUCAUUAUCAGAGUCAACAUAAUGUGAUUAACGUAAUUGCAAUAAUGAUGUCGAAUACAAAUUAAGACUUAAAAGAGAAGUAUUAAAGUGUAAGUAGGAUAUUG
Molecule: messenger RNA, 2557 nt
Organism: Stylophora pistillata
Lineage: Eukaryota; Metazoa; Cnidaria; Anthozoa; Scleractinia; Pocilloporidae
Product: ceramide phosphoethanolamine synthase
Source: RefSeq, a predicted model, not a curated record